This is a messenger RNA of Polistes dominula (European paper wasp), 4792 nucleotides long. RefSeq names its product aubergine (gene aub). NCBI's taxonomy places the organism in Eukaryota, Metazoa, Arthropoda, Insecta, Hymenoptera, Vespidae. Gene Ontology annotation, molecular function: protein binding; RNA binding. The record is from RefSeq and is a predicted model, not a curated record.
AUAAUGCCUCAAUAUGAAAAAGCCGCGAUAAGGAUGAAUUCUUCUUACAUUGUGUAGUAGCAGUCAAUUAUUAACUAAAGAGGUAUCCAAGAGGGUUUAAAUUUUAAUAUAUAUAUAUAUAUAAAAAUUUAAUAGUAUUAAAAAUGCUAGGAGGUAAAGGAAGAGGUAAGGCAAAAAGUAAAAGUCAACCUAAAACAUCACCUGCAUCAGCUGAAUCUCCAAAAACACCAACUACAUCUGGUACAUCUUCAAAAACACCAACCACAUCAGGUCCAUCUCCAAGAAAAUCAAUUGCAUCAGGUACAUCUACAAAACCACUUCCAAUCCCAUCUGAUACACCUCCAAAAAUAGCAACCACAUCAGGUAUAUCUCCAAGAAAAUCAAUUACACUAGUUAAAUCUCCAAGUUCACCAACCAAAUCUGGUACACCUCCAAAAAAAACAACCACAUCAGGUAAAUCUCCAAGUACACCAAUCGCAUCAGGUACAUCUUCAAAAAUACCAAUCCUAAUCCCAUCUCCACAAAAACCAACUGCAUCAAGUACAUGUGCAAAAACGCUAGUCGGGUCAGGCACAACUGCAAAAACACCAACCGCAUCAGGUAAAUCUCCAAGUACACCAAUCGCAUCAAGUACAUCUUCAAAAAUACCAAUCCUAAUCCCAUCUCCACAAAAACCAACUGCAUCAAGUACAUAUGCAAAAACGCUAGUCGGGUCAGGCACAACUGCAAGUACACCAACUGCAUCAGUUAAAUCUCCAAGUCCACCAACCAAAUCUGGUACACCUCCAAAAAAAACAACCGCAUCAGGUAUACCUCCAAAAAGACCACAGACAUUAUCAUUUCAUACACAUUGUUUUUCUCCAUCAAAAAGAGAAAGUGCAUCAGGUAAAUCUCCAAGUACACCAAGCACAUCUGGUACACCUCCAAAAAGAGCAAAAGCAUCAGGUAAAUCUGCAAGUACACCAAGCACAUCUGGUACUCCUCUAAAAGGAGCAAGCACAUCAGGUAAAUCUCUAAGUACACCAACCACAUCUGGUACACCUCCAAAAAGAGCAAGCGCAUCAGGUAAAUCUGCAAGUACACCAAGCACAUCUGGUACUCCUCCAAAAGGAGCAAGCGCAUCAGGUAAAUCUCUAAGUACACCAACCGCAUCUGGUACACCUCCAAAAAGAGCAAGCGCAUCAGGUAAAUCUCCAAGUACACCAAUCGCAUCAAGUACAUCUUCAAAAAUACCAAUCCUAACCCCAUCUCCACAAAAACCAACUGCAUCAAGUACAUAUGCAAAAGCGCUAGUCGGGUCAGGCACAACUGCAAGAACACCAACCACAUCAGGUACAUCUCCAAGUACACCAAUCACAUCAAGUACAUCUGCAAAAACACCAACUACAUUAGAUAUAUCAGAUACACUUCCAAAACUAGCUGCAUUAGAUUUAUCAGGUACACUUUCAAGAACAACAAUUGCAUUAGAUAUAUCAAGUACACUUCCAAGAACAACAACUGCAUCAGAUACAUCUGAAAAAUUUGCAGUAACAUCAGAUACAUCUGCAAGAAUACCAACUACAUCUGGAACAUCGAAUGCACCAUCAGAAUGUAUUGCACCAAAAAUUCCUGUUUGGCCCCGGGAACCAACUGCUUCGUUAGAAGCUUCUACAUCUCAACUAUCUUUAUCUGAGUCGCCUGUUUUGUCUCAGCCAAUUUCGUUGCAGUCUAGACCAACUCAUCUUGAAUUGUCGAAACCUGGACCAUCAAGUCAGCCUUCUUUACGAGGACGUGGUGAUAGACGAAAACCUUUUGAAGGAUCUCUUUAUGAAUCUCAAGUUCCUGAUGUCAGAGCUAGUGGAGAUACUUCGUUUGGUAGAGGUGCCAUACGAGGUAGAAGAUUCCUAUGUACAGAUUCCUUAUUAGUCACAAGACCAGAAAAUCUCCCUACAAAAAAGGGAGUUACUGGUAACCAAAUUAUGCUUCAAUCCAAUUAUUUUAAGUUACCAUGUUCUGCCGAUUGGACUCUUUUUCAAUUUAGAGUUGAUUUCGCUCCAGAAGAAGAUAGUAUCCAUGGUAGGAAAAAAUUACUUAAACUUCAUAAAGAAAAAUUGGGCGUAUAUAUUUUUGAUGGUACUGUAUUAUAUACAACUAAUCGUUUACCCAAAAAUAUGGAUCUUUUAUCAAUAAGAGAAACCGACAGUGCAAAAAUUCAAAUUACUGUAAAAUUUGCCAGAGAGGUUCCUAAGAAUGAUUUUUAUUAUUUACAAUUUUUUAAUUUAAUAAUGAGGAAAUGCUUGGAAUUUUUAAACCUACAAUUAGUUGGUCGUAAUUUUUACGAUCCGCAUAACAAGAUAGAUAUUAGUCAAUUUAAAUUGGAAUUAUGGCCAGGUUAUUUUACAGCUAUUAAAGAACAUGAACAAAACAUUCUUAUGUGCGCGGAAAUAACACACAAAGUUAUGCGUCAGGAAACACUGUUAGAUAUAUGGAUAAAUUGUUUAGAAACAGAUGAUAAACCAAUGCAAGUGUUUACUGACCUAGUCAAGGGAACUGUGGUACUUACUGGUUACAACAAUAAUACGUAUAGUAUCCAAGAUAUUGAUUUUCAAUUAAAUCCAAAAUCUACAUUUAAACUUAAAUCAGGAGAGUCAAUUUCGUAUCAGGAUUAUUAUAGGGAUAGAUAUCAACUUAGAGUUUCGUACGCAAAUCAGCCUUUGCUUAUUGCAAAACCAAAGCAAAAGAUACGUACUAUGAAUACAAAUGUAUCGGAUCAGAUGAUUUAUUUAGUUCCUGAAUUUUGUCGUGCGACAGGUUUGACGGAAAAAAUGCGAUCAAAUUUUAAUCUGAUGCAAACUUUAUCUGCACAUACGCGAGUCUCUCCAGAGGCACGAAUAAAAAAAUUAUUACACUUUAAUAGAAGACUCUGCUCUGAACCAAAUGUCAUAUCGGAGUUAAAGAAUUGGAAUCUUAAAUUGGAAAGUAAAUUGAUCGAUGUUCCAGCACGUGUAUUACCUGCUGAAAAUAUUUGUUUCGGUACACGGUCUAAAUCUACUACAUUAGAAGCAAAUUGGACAAAAGAAUUACGUUUUAACAAAUUAGUUACUUGUACCCCCUUGGAUAAUUGGGUUUUAAUACAAACAGAAUAUACACAACCUGAUUCCAAGGUUUUCGUAAAAAAUCUAAUACAGGCUGCUGAAGGGAUGGGAUUUAUUAUAAGACGUCCAGAAGAAGUGAUUAUACGUGACGACAGAUACAACACAUAUGUUGAUGCAAUAGAAACUUAUUUGAGUAAAAAAAGACCGCAAUUUGUUUUUUGUAUUCUUCCGCAAAUUCGUUCUGACCGUUAUGGUGCUAUAAAAAAGAAAUGUUGUGUAGACCGUCCAAUUCCAUCUCAAGUAAUAGUAAAGAAAAAUUUAAUUAAAGGAGGAUUGUCUGUAUCUACGAAGGUAGCUAUUCAAAUCAAUUGCAAAUUGGGUGGAGUUCCAUGGUAUGUGGAAAUACCACUUCAAGGUUUAAUGGUAGUAGGUUUUGAUGUUUGCCAUAGUAAACAAUCAGGCAAUUAUGCUGCUACAGUAGCAUCUAUAAAUAAUAAUUUAAGCAGAUAUGUAAGCGCUGUAAGUGCACAUACUUAUGGUGAAGAAUUAUCAAACGAUAUAUCUGCUCAUAUUUAUAAAUUCGUAAUGGUAUAUAGAAGUGUGAACAAAACAUUACCCGAUCGUAUAGUGAUCUAUCGCGAUGGCGUUGGAGAAGGUCAAAUAGAGCAAGUCUAUCAACACGAGGUAAAGCACAUAAGACAAAGCCUUCAAAAAUUGUAUAAAGAACAAGUAGUAAGAUUGGCUGUUAUAAUCGUAAACAAACGAGUUAAUAGUAGAUUGUUUUAUCGUGAACGUAAUCCACCACCUGGCACGGUAGUGGAUGACGUGAUUACUAAUCGAGUAAAAUACGAUUUCUUUAUUGUAUCCCAAAAUGUUAAACAGGGCACUGUUACACCAACCUCAUAUAGUGUAAUUGAUGAUAAUGUUGGUCUUGAUGCAGAUAAAAUGCAACGACUUACAUAUAAAUUGACACAUAUGUACUAUAAUUGGUCUGGUACUGUAAGAGUACCAGCUCCAUGUCAAUAUGCACAUAAGCUUGCAUAUUUAAUUUCUGAAAACAUUAAAACUAUACCGAGUGUUCGUUUGGAACAACUUUUAUAUUUUUUGUAAUUUGGAAUCUUUAUAUCUAUCGUUUAAUAUUGUUAAUGAUAUGCGCCCAUCGUACGUAAAUAUACGUAUAUAACAGGUUGGUGAAUUAGUAAAAAUUAACACCUGAAAGUGCUGCUCCGUAUUUUGAAUAAAUAUUUUAUUUUUUGUUUUGUUUAUUAAACCAAUUCGUUAGAAAAGAAGUUCUUUUUCUUUUUAUUAUAAAAAUUUUUUUUAAUAUGUCUCCAUUUUUUAACGGGAAAUUCUUUUUCACUGUCAUGUCCAAUAUUAUAAUAUCUUUUAUUACCACUUAAUUCAGCAACUUCCAUUCUACUUAUUGCAUUAGCCUAAAUUUGCACGAAUAUGGGAGACAUGAUUGCGCUGCGUUGCUGUGUGAAAAAUGACUAAUUGUGUUCAUCAGUCAACGUGUUAAAAAAAAAAAUUCGAUACAAUUGUUUUUUACAAUUAGGUGUAAUUCUUGCAAUAGUGCAAUUUAUAUAAGAAUUUUUUCAAAAACGGAGUAAUUGCAGAUGACAAUUGUUAUUGACGUAACAUCUAUAUACAUAUUUACACGUAUUAAAUGGAAACUUGACAUAAAAUCAAAAAAUAUAUUAUUGUUUAUUUCUAAAGAU